AUGUCGGGGUUCAGCCCGGAACUCAUCGACUACCUGGAAGGGAAAAUCUCCUUUGAGGAGUUCGAAAGGCGGAGAGAAGAGAGAAAAACCCGCGAGAAGAAAAGUCUUCAGGAAAAAGGAAAGUUAUCUGAAGAAAAUCCAGAUGAUUCUGAAGUUCCAACAUCAUCAGGAAUUGACUCUACCAAAUCCCAGGACAAAGAUGUCAAUGAAGGAGAAACAUCAGACGGAGUGAGUAAGUCAGUUCACAAGGUCUUUGCUUCCAUGCUUGGAGAGAUUGAAGAUGAUGAGGAGGAAGAAGAGGAGGAGGAGGAAGAAACACCUGAGCAACCCACUGCAGGCGAUGUAUUUGUAUUGGAGAUGGUUCUCAAUCGUGAAACCAAGAAGAUGAUGAAAGAGAAAAGGCCUCGGAGUAAACUUCCCAGAGCUCUGAGAGGUCUCAUGGGUGAAGCCAACAUUCGCUUUGCCAGAGGAGAACGUGAAGAGGCAAUAUUGAUGUGCAUGGAAAUCAUAAGACAAGCUCCUCUGGCUUAUGAGCCAUUCUCUACUCUGGCCAUGAUAUAUGAGGACCAAGGCGACAUGGAGAAAUCAUUGCAGUUUGAGUUGAUUGCUGCACAUUUAAAUCCCAGUGACACGGAAGAAUGGGUUAGACUGGCAGAAAUGUCUCUGGAACAAGACAAUAUUAAGCAGGCUAUCUUUUGCUAUACAAAAGCUCUUAAAUAUGAACCUACUAAUGUCCGUUAUCUGUGGGAGCGAUCAAGCCUUUAUGAACAGAUGGGUGAUCAUAAAAUGGCCAUGGAUGGUUAUAGGCGUAUUUUAAACCUUUUGUCUCCUUCUGAUGGAGAACGUUUUAUGCAAUUGACUAGAGAUAUGGCAAAGAGCUACUAUGAAGCCAAUGAUGUUACUUCAGCUAUUAAUAUAAUUGACGAAGCUCUCUCAAAACACCAGGGCCUAGUCUCCAUGGAAGAUGUUAACAUAGCAGCUGAACUAUAUAUUUCUAACAAGCAGUAUGACAAAGCUUUGGAGGUAAUUACAGAUUUUUCUGGAAUUGUGCUUGAAAAAAAAGCUUCAGAAGAAGGAACCUCAGAAGAGAAUAAAGCUGGUGAGAAUGUUACCUGCACUAUACCUGAUGGUGUACCAAUAGAUAUCACAGUGAAGUUGAUGGUCUGCCUUGUACAUCUCAACAUCCUUGAGCCACUUAAUCCUCUCUUGACAACACUAGUGGAACAGAAUCCUGAAGAUAUGGGAGACCUCUACCUAGAUGUUGCUGAGGCUUUUCUGGAUGUUGGUGAAUAUAAUUCUGCACUUCCCCUCCUCAGUGCACUUGUUUGUUCUGAAAGAUACAACCUUGCAGUAGUUUGGCUUCGGCAUGCAGAAUGUUUAAAGGCCUUGGGCUAUAUGGAGCGUGCUGCUGAAAGCUAUGGCAAAGUAGUUGAUCUGGCCCCGCUCCAUUUGGAUGCAAGAAUUUCACUUUCUACCCUUCAGCAGCAGCUGGGCCGUCCUGAGAAAGCUCUGGAAGCUCUGGAACCAAUGUAUGAUCCAGAUACUUUAGCCCAGGAUGCAAAUGCCGCACAGCAGGAACUAAAGUUACUGCUUCAUCGUUCUACUUUGUUGUUUUCACAAGGCAAAAUGUAUGGUUAUGUGGAUACCUUACUUACCAUGUUAGCCAUGCUUUUAAAGGUAGCAAUGAAUAGAGCCCAAGUCUGUUUGAUAUCCAGUUCCAAAUCUGGAGAGAGGCAUCUCUACCUUAUUAAAGUAUCAAGAGACAAAAUAUCAGACAACAAUGACCAGGAGACAGCAAAUUGUGAUGCAAAAGCAAUAUUUGCUGUACUCACAAGCGUCUUGACAAAAGAUGACUGGUGGAACCUUCUGUUGAAGGCCAUAUACUCCUUAUGUGACCUAUCCCGAUUUCAAGAGGCUGAGUUACUUGUAGAUUCUUCACUGGAAUAUUAUUCAUUUUAUGAUGACAGGCAAAAACGCAAGGAACUAGAGUACUUUGGUCUGUGUGCUGCAAUUCUGGACAAAAAUUUCAGACAGGCGUACAACUAUAUCAGGGUAAUGGUAAUGGAAAAUGUCAGUAAACCCCAGCUCUGGAACAUUUUUAAUCAAGUUACCAUGCACUCCCAAGAUGUACGGCAUCAUCGCUUCUGUCUCCGUUUAAUGCUGAAAAACCCAGAUAAUCAUGCCCUGUGUGUCUUAAAUGGACACAAUGCAUUUGUAUCUGGUAGUUUUAAGCAUGCGCUUGGACAGUACGUGCAAGCCUUUCGCACCCAUCCCCACGAACCUCUGUAUAGCCUCUGUAUAGGCCUAACCUUUAUUCACAUGGCAUCUCAGAGGUAUGUGUUAAGGAGACAUGCUCUGGUUGUGCAGGUAAUUCAUUUGGAUUUCUCAUUACUUUAUUUUCCUCCCCAGGGUAUAGAAGUUGACCAGUUAGACUUGCGAAGAGAUAUUGCCUACAACUUGUCUCUCAUUUAUCAGAGCAGCGGGAAUACUGUAAUGGCUCAAAAGCUUUUGUAUACCUAUUGUUCUAUAUAAAGCCCCUCAACUGAGAAAGGAACAUUGGGCAGCUGCUGUGUAAGGACCAAUAUUUCUGUCUCAGGGCUUAUUCUUAACUCCAAAAUGGAAAUGAUAAUUUCAGAAUUAUUUAACAGUGUGUUUCAUUUUUAUUAAAUGAUAAUAAUCUUUUGAUAUAUAUGCAAAAUUAUCAUUCAUACAAGAAUUUGUAUAUUGUUCUUUCAUUUUACUUUGGUAUUCUAUACUUAAAUUGUUCCCAGUGCUGAAAUGGACAGUGCUACCCUUUGAGCCAGCUUGGAGUUGAAUACACUGUUUUUUAAUACCAUCUAUUCAUCUGUGUGUUUAAUACUAUAUAUUAAAUAUUAAACACCUAUUCUGUACCAAGCAGCGUUAUAGGUGCUGGGAAUGUAGUAGUAAGACAGAUGUGAUCUUGUCCUUGUGGUACUUAUGGAGUGCGUUACUGACUACUGAGAUAAUUACCAUUCAAUUCAAUUCUUUAAGUACAGAACAUGAGCAUAUAUUUAUUUGAAAGAAAUGUUCACUGCAUUUCUAUGCACAUCAUCAUUGUUGUCAGCCAUCCGUUUCUUAGACCUCUGUUACUAUUAUAUGAGAAAAUUUUUCAUAUACAUUAUUAAAGGAAAGACAAAUUGGGGGUCUUUAUGAUUUCAAGAACAUUAUUUAACUCAACACCUAACAAAAUUAUUUAAAGUUGUUAUGCAGUAGGAAGACAAUAAUUGAUUUUAUCUUUUACUUUUCACCUGUGUGUAUCUUAGCUACAUAGACUGUGCGACCUGAGAGGCUGGGCUAAAUUCAGAACAUACUGCUGCAAGGCAAAUUUUAGAAAAGGCAUUAUCUGUGUUUGCGCCUUCUCAACAGAAAAAUAGAAAAGAGGAUCAUGUUCAAUAACAUGACAUGUUUUCCAUUUCAGAAUCACUAGGAAUGUAGGAAAGACUGGGAAAAUUUUAUAUAUGGAAUAAAGUGUUGCUGAUAAGGUAAAAAAAAUAGAUAAAAGCCUUUUACUCAUUUCAAGUAUUGUAUGUUCUUAAGUCUAAGAAAAUAAUAAUUUUUAGAUAUACUAUUGAUUUAUUAAUAGCUUUUUAGGAGUAAAUAAAUGCUAUAAUAAAUGGGCAUAUGGAUUAUAAGACCCAGCCUAAUUAUGGGAAGGAAACAAGUUGAGACUUAGGAUCACAGAAAAACAGUGGGGGCUUUUUAGGAAUUCUUAGCGCUGUUUAUACUGUAUAUAUAACUUUCUAGUUGAGAAGCAGAAUUUGAAUGUAAUAUGUGUGUUGUGUGCUCUGUAUGUAUGUGUAUAUAUAUAAUUUAAAUAAAUUUUAUUUUUAUAAUAAA
Molecule: messenger RNA, 3858 nt
Organism: Galeopterus variegatus (Sunda flying lemur)
Lineage: Eukaryota; Metazoa; Chordata; Mammalia; Dermoptera; Cynocephalidae
Gene: GTF3C3
Product: general transcription factor IIIC, polypeptide 3, 102kDa
Exons: 17
Coding region: 1-2532 (843 amino acids)
Biological process (GO): transcription by RNA polymerase III
Cellular component (GO): transcription factor TFIIIC complex
Molecular function (GO): protein binding
Source: RefSeq, a predicted model, not a curated record